Molecule: messenger RNA, 1275 nt
Organism: Ostreobium quekettii
Lineage: Eukaryota; Viridiplantae; Chlorophyta; Ulvophyceae; Bryopsidales; Ostreobiaceae
Source: the annotation of a GenBank genome assembly
AUGGGGGAGACGUCGCCAAGGGAGGAGAUCGAAAAGAAAAUCUGCACGGCGAAGCGUGCGGCGAGGAGUGAGUUGAGCAUUUCGAGAAGAGAGUGGUGUAAAAAUGGCUAUGCACAUUCGAACGUUCUCUCAACAGAUGGUCUGCUGGAUGUUGCAGAAAGAACGCGUUGUCAGGAUCUGAGUGUCAGUGACUUUGUUAAGUUGUAUGAGCAGCCCCGCCUCCCUGUGGUUAUCACAGGCCUUGCUGAUGCCUGGCCAGCAAAGAAUGAGUGGACAGAGCACCACCUGGAGGAGCGUUUUGGCCAGCAUCGGUUCAAGGUUGGAACUGAUGAUGAUGGCUAUGCAGUUCGAUUGGAGCUCUGCCACUUUCUGCACUAUAUGCAGAGCCCCAACCAUGCCCUGGUUGAUGACUCGCCACUGUACAUAUUUGAUGCCACUUUUGGUGACAGACACAGCAGCAGGAGCAUGCUCAAUGACUACAAGAUUCCGCCCUAUUUUCGUGAGGACCUGUUCCAAUUUGCUGGCAAGCACAGGAGACCACCCCAUCGGUGGUUUGUGAUGGGUCCAGCCCGAAGUGGCAGUUCUCUUCACAUAGACCCUCUUGCCACCAAUGCGUGGAACACACUGAUCAAAGGGCGCAAGAGAUGGGCUCUGUUUCCUCCAGGCACUCCAAAAAAGGCAGUGCUUCCAUCCAUCCUGGGUGUGGAUAGUGAGGCCGUCAGCUGGUUUUAUCACGUGUAUCCAUACACACAGAGUGCAGACUGGCCAACAGCAAAACCCAUUGACAUCAUCCAAGAGGCUGGUGAAACUGUUUUUGUUCCUGGGGGCUGGUGGCAUGCAGUACUGAACUUGGAGACAACAAUUGCAGUGACGCACAACUAUGCAAGCUCUUCAAAUUUUUUGAGGGUCUGGAAGCACUCUCUCAGGUCUCGUCCCAAAAUGUCUGCCAAAUGGCUGCUGGCUUUGCGUCAACAGAGGUCAGAUCUUGCAGCCAUUGCACAAGAAAAUAGAGACAGAGACUGCUUGGGCGCAUUUACGCACUCUUCGACCUCAUCUUCCUCCUCUUGUUCCACUUCAUCCUCAUCCUCAACGUCAACCUCGACCUCCUCCUCCUCCACCUCCUCUUCAUCCUGCUCUUCAUCGACAUCGUCGUCAACAUCUUCAACAUCGACCUCGACAUCAUCCGAAGGGUGCCCUAAUAGCGUUGAAGUUGCUGAUGAUAGCCACACUGCAAAGAGGCGGAAAACAGAAGAUUCGUGUCGAGGAGAUGGAUAG